GGCACCAUCAACAACACCGCCCCGUACAACCACCAUGUCGCUUUUCGGCAAUCUUGGAGGCUCCCAGCCCGCCUCUUCUGGCACAUCAGGCGGAGGGCUGUUUGGUGCAACAACAGGCGCAUCAGGCGGUACUACACCAAGCUUGUUUGGCAAUCUGGGCGGAAGUACUUCGAAUGCGCAAUCCAGUACGACACAAGCACCGAGCACUGGAGGCGGACUUUUCGGUGGCUUGGGCGGAGCAAAGCCGGCAGCAACUACGACACCCUCACUGUUCGCUGGCGCUGGGUCGACCUCACAGCCGCAAACGCAAGCGCAACCGAGCAGCUUCGGCGGACUCUUCAAUAAACCGACAUCGCAAGCGACAACGACCAACAACACGCAGCAAACGAGCGGCCUGGGCCAAUCCUCCCUCUUCGGUGCUACCACCACACAGGAGCAGCCCCAACAGCAACAGCAGCAACAGGGCGCGUCGCUGUCGCAAGCAAACGCUGGUACCGGUCGCUCAGCCCACUUCGACCAUCUGCUCGAGCGAGGGCGUAAGCGCAAUGCUGGCGAAAAUGGCGGCAACAACUUCGACGAGCUGCCGUCCCUACAGUUGGGACUGGGAGACAUCGCACGGAAGGUGCGCAAUCUGGGUGCUGGAGGUCCCUCAGCAGACCAGGUCCAGGAUCGCUCCCAGGAUCGCGCUGCACACUACCUACUUUCCGCCUCUGGCGUCAAGAUGGGCAGCACCCUCCGCGACCUCAACCAAUUCUCUUCGCAAGGCGGUCUCGCUGCACCCAGUCAGGCACAGAACCUGUUCGACAACGACGUAGACGGCUACAUCUCGAACCUGCACUCCCAAUCCACCCUAGCACUCAUUCAAGAAGGAUUGGAACAAUCUAAACGCGACUUCGACACAUUCCUCGAGGACAACGUUCAGAUCGAAUGGGACAAACAGAGGCAGAGGAUCUACGAACAUUUCGGACUCGGCCGACAGAGUGAAGAUAUGGCCGCAUCCCAAAGCGGCGCAUUUGGCAGCACGGCCCGUGGAGCUUUUGGACGCGCAACAGGGCGCAAGGGUCGUUCUAUGGGCCCUAACAGCGGUGCGUCUGUAAACGGGAGAUCGACUUUUGGCGCGUCUGCUGCCGGACCGCCUGUCCUAGGCGCCUCUCAAAGCGUGCUUGGUGGGCGCGAACCUACCGAUAAGUCUGUCAUGGGUGGACAAGCUGCUUCUCAGGACCGACACGCACGUGACAAACAAGAAAAGUACAUGGACGAGGUCAAGAAGCUCAACGAGUCCAGGCUACGUGAGAGCUCAUUCUCGGUACUCCAUGCAUUUUCAGACGUGGAAAAGGCUGCGGGCACCGAAUACUCAGACCACUUCACAAAUGCGUAUGGAGCGCUUAUAUCCAUCACUGGCGAGAAAACCGAACUGGAGGCCUCCAACCCUGGUUCCAACCAGCCAAAAGAACGAAGCUUCGCCAAGGACUACUUGGACGACCAACCGAACUCUGCUGCCAGCGUACGCAUGCGUAAAUGCAUACUCGAUGGCUCUCGGAAGUUCUUGGAAAGCAAGUUCUUGGAGCAAGUCGAAGAUGUGUUGCGGAGGAACCCUGCAGAGGCGCUCGUUGGUGGAGUUCCCUCUAUGCUCAACAAAAUCCGAGGCUUUGUACGAGCGAAGGCUGCGUUUAAGGAGCUCGGCGCAGACAGUGAUCUAUUCCAGAGGAUAGGUGAAGCUGGCGAUGAAUUUCCUUGGAUUAUCAUAUUCUUUCUUCUCAGAGGUGGCCUCCUCACUGAGGCUGCUGAAUAUGUGCGAGAGAAGAGAAACUUCUUCCAGAACACCGACAGAAACUUCCAGGCGGCAAUAACUCAGUACGCCACCGAUCCAGAGCGAAGGCUGAACCCAGAUACGCAACAAAAGGUCGCGCAUACGCAUGCGCAGAGAACUCGCUUGAAGACGCCAGAAGAUCCCUACCGAAUGGCCUGCUACAAGAUCGUCGGCCGGUGUGACAUGAGCCAACGCAAUCUGGCGCCAAUCAAAGAGAACAUGGACGACUGGGUAUGGCUGCAAUUUAAUCUGGCCCGUGAAGGCAAUCGCGCUGAAGAGAAUGCUGGCGAGAUCUUCGGCUUGGAAGAACUGCGAACAACCAUCAAGGAUAUCGGUCAGCGUCACUUCAUGAAUGACGAAGCCGAGUCCGCGGGUGGCUAUGGAAUCUACUUCUAUCUCGCUACGCUUGCUGGUCUGUUCGAGCCAGCGAUCAACUACCUCUACACUCACAACUACGUCUCUGCGGUUCACUUCGCCGUUGCUCUGGACUACUACGGUCUACUGCGUGUGUCGGACUGGACGACUGCAGGUGGAGAGAUCAUAACCUUCACUACACGACAGCAGCCACAGCUCAACUUUGGGCGCGUGAUCGGCCACUACACCAGUGACUUCCGUGCCGCACGAGCUGAUGCUGCAGCUGACUACUUGGUGUUGAUUUGCAUGAAUGCGGAUCUACCAGGCGAAGCAGGACGACAGCAGGCAGAGCUUUGCCACGAGGCGCUUCGUGAACUUGUCCUUGAGACGCGCGAGUUUUCCACGUUACUGGGUGAUGUCAAGUCGAACGGCGAGACGACGCCUGGUCUCAUUCAGGAACGUGUGCCGUUGCUCAAGCUGGACGGUGAGAUGGGCCUGUUGAACACCAUCACUAGUGAAGCCGCGAGGAUGGCAGACGACAAUGGACGCAUCAACGAUGCCAUCUUACUAUGCCACCUUGCUGGCGAGUAUGACAGUGUCGUAACGAUCUUGAACCGCGCACUUGCCGAGGCACUCUCUGUAGAGCUCGGCCAAGAGCCACUUCGUCUGGAGCCGUUGAAGCCACGGCUGACACCCGCAGAGUCACAGCAACAGCAGCAGCAACGGAGCGAUCUGACUUCGUCGAGCUUGAGCAUGCUCGGAACAGAUGAUCCUGUCGAACUUGCCCAAAAGGUUCUUGCACUGUACGAUGCAAACAGUCUAUGGUGGAGGAAGGUGUCACAGAUGAACCGUGAUACAGUUGGAAUACUAUUCCAGCUCAACAACGCAAAGAAGGUCAUCGAGGCUGGCGACUACAUGGCAGCACUCGGCCAAAUCGAGAACCUUCGUAUCCUCCCUCUAUCUGCUGGAGGCAACGUCAGCGACAUUCGCGCUACAGCCAACAGUUUCAACUCAUACCCACCAGAGAUUUCACGCAAUAUUGGCAACGUGCUCCUCUGGUGCAUCGGCUGCUGCUCGCGACACCGUGAGCGUCUUCUGUCUGGACAGUUCGAGGACAGAAUGCGCAAGGUGCUUGCAGAUCAGCUGCUGCAGAAGGCGAAGGAUCUCAUGGUCUUUGCUGGGCUGAUCAAGUACAAGUUGCCACCGAGAGUGUUUGAGACGCUGGCUAGGGAAGGUCAGGAAGUGGGGGCUUUCUAGAAUUGGGGUAAUGAUGAUAGAUAUUCGCAUGUUGGAGUCUCUGGAAUUGACAUUGUAGUCUCAGGAUGGGCUGGGAAAUGCUUGGAUUUGCGAGCAAAGGUCGAUUGAACAUUCGCGCAAUUGCUGGACAUGGUUGGUUUGACGUCGAGCGGUACCAACAAAUGAUUAUAUUUCCGGGCCAUCCGUAUCUCAGUGGUGAUCAGAAUGCUUUCGCCGCAAGAGGCCGCGUGGGGUGACGGCCAAGACGAAGAUGGUACAACGACAGCACAGCAAUCGUGGCACAGACGAUGUCUCGCUAUGCUGUCAUUUGUUGACAUGCAAGUCUUGCAGGUUAAGGCAAUAAUGAAGUCGUUCGAUUCUAGGAACGUGCCGGCGGCC
This is a messenger RNA of Alternaria alternata, 3799 nucleotides long. RefSeq names its product NIC-domain-containing protein. Gene Ontology annotation, molecular function: structural constituent of nuclear pore. The record is from RefSeq and is a predicted model, not a curated record. Gene Ontology annotation, cellular component: nuclear pore. Gene Ontology annotation, biological process: protein import into nucleus; poly(A)+ mRNA export from nucleus. Lineage: Eukaryota; Fungi; Ascomycota; Dothideomycetes; Pleosporales; Pleosporaceae. The coding region runs from base 35 to 3421 and encodes 1128 amino acids. The transcript has 3 exons.